Cylindrotheca closterium is the source of this 870-nucleotide messenger RNA. The record is from the annotation of a GenBank genome assembly. NCBI's taxonomy places the organism in Eukaryota, Bacillariophyta, Bacillariophyceae, Bacillariales, Bacillariaceae.
AUGCAAAGCAAUAUCAGCUGCAGCAACAACAACAACAACAACAUGAUGGUGAUGAAGUCAUCUAGCUCGUCAGCGUCCAAAGACAAGCAACUCUUUGACCUAUCGCUAAUGAAGGAGAAAUCGCUGCCUGUGAAAACGGCUCUGUUUUCAAAGCAAGCGAGUCCAUUUGCUGGCAACGCUUCCACCCCUGGCCUUGAUGACUCUUCUGUUUCCAGUCUCGGAAGCAGCACCUCUGGCCUUCAAUCCACGGGAUCCGUAAGGCGGUCGCUCUUUUCCAAGUAUUGGGUCAAGACUGGCGAAUCCCCUGAGAAUCUUCCGUCUGCUUCCGGACCUCCUACCGCUAUCAUUGAGAUUGCUGACGACCAGCUAUCUCAAGAGGAGUCACGCAAUGCGGAUCCCUUUCGAUCCACGGAUACGCAUACGCAUCACAACACUCGAGCUACAGCCACGGCUACAGCUACAGGAGCUUCUCCCGGCAUGCCCCGAAGGUCGCUCUUUUCGCAAGACACGAGGCGAUCUGUUUCGCUGAAUUCCUUGCACAUGGUGGGUGAGCAGAUCCCUGAGACUGUCUCUACUUCUUUUAACACUUCGCCAUUGAGACACAAGUCGGAAGGGGAACUCAAGAAGCGUCCUCCUACUUCCUGCCUUCGCGAAUCUCGAUUUUCCUUUACCAGCAAUGGCAAUGGAUCUUCAUCGGUGGCAAGUUGUGGUACUGCUGGCCAAGAAGGAAACAUGAAGCGAUCUUCCAGCAUUUGCAGUGAAUCCUCCUGUUCGGUGGUUCAAUUUGACAUGGAAUCCACCGAAGUCAGACACUUCCUCAAGCCUGCCGAAGUCCAUGCCGAAGAUGGUUGGACGAAUUACUUUUAUUGA